Molecule: messenger RNA, 774 nt
Organism: Cylicostephanus goldi
Lineage: Eukaryota; Metazoa; Nematoda; Chromadorea; Rhabditida; Strongylidae
Source: the annotation of a GenBank genome assembly
AUGUUUUUGCUACUGUUCUGGCUCACUGAGCCUAUUCGUGGUGCAGUGUUUCCUCCACUUAUUGAGGAUUCCUGUGGUGUGCGGCCACAAAAUUGUAAUUUACUAUGUAUAAAUGGAUAUCAACGCCAGAACAAUGAGGAAUGUGCAUGUGAAUGUGCUGCGGAUCCUUGUCAGUUCAAACUUUGUGCUAUUGGCGAGCAUUGCACUGUUAUUGGAGGUGUUGCUGGAUGUAUCUCUAAUACAGGCGCACCGCGACAUGAGUGCCCUCGAAUCAUUGGAGGAUUAUGUAACGUACAAUGUAAGACGGAUAGCGAUUGUCCAGGAUUUCCUAUAGAAACCCAACUAACUGGACAGCCUAUACAAGCAAGGUCCUUCCAUCGCUUAAUCACAGCUACUGCAAAUGUUCUUCCUGCAUUAAGUGAGCCAAUACGUCCAGUAAAUGCUACCAUAUCUCCAGUAUCGCUUAUGAUAGAUCGAUCUUUUGCGGUUAAGACAUCUAUCCCACAAACAAAAGCUGGUAUGUGUCCUCCCGCUGGAGACGAGAAAGCUUGCACAACCUACACAAAGUGUUCGGAUGACUCCGAAUGUAAGGAUGUCGAGAAAUGUUGUAAGAAUGCUUGCGGUUCCGUAUGUGUGGAUCCCACGAAAGCUACAAACUGCGUACACUUCGCAAUAGCAGUAAAGAAACUUCCCGAGCAAAAGCUGAAGUAUGGCUAUGUCCCAAAAUGCGACCCUAGUGGAAAAGUAAGCUUUGAACAUCCUUCUGCACUUUGA